This is a messenger RNA of Boeremia exigua, 2521 nucleotides long. RefSeq names its product exoinulinase InuD. Lineage: Eukaryota; Fungi; Ascomycota; Dothideomycetes; Pleosporales; Didymellaceae. Gene Ontology annotation, biological process: sucrose catabolic process. The transcript is spliced from 2 exons. The coding region runs from base 211 to 2307 and encodes 698 amino acids. The record is from RefSeq and is a predicted model, not a curated record. Gene Ontology annotation, molecular function: sucrose alpha-glucosidase activity.
UCUCUUGAUCUAUCGAGAAAGCAUCCCGAUCAUGUCAUGGUAGGAGACACACGUUAUUGACAAACGUCGAUCCAACGCCUAGCAUCGGAACAGAACAUAUAAAAGUGUAGCCUCGUACACGCUUGAUCACCACCUCAGCUCGGUCUUCUCACCUUCAGUUCCCGGUAAAAGUCUCUCGUCUACCUCUUCGGUUGCUCCUAUAGUUCCGUAAUGGCCUCCAGUAUUGGUCGCGCCAUGGUCUUGGGGCUAGCUGCCAUACAGGCCGUGGCUGGACAAUCAUACAACGAGCCCUACCGUCCUCAGUACCACUUCACCCCUGCCAAAAACUGGAUGAACGAUCCCAAUGGGCUAUUGUACUACAAGGGCGUCUAUCAUUUGUUCUAUCAAUACAAUCCAGGAGGCGACACUUGGGGAGCAAUGUCUUGGGGCCAUGCGACCAGCAACGAUUUGACGCACUGGAAGGAACAGCCAGUUGCUCUGCAGGCCCGCGGCUUCCCUGAUAACAUCACUGAGAUGUUCUUCUCCGGCUCUGCAGUGGCCGAUGUCAAGAACACAAGCGGCUUUGGAAAAGGCAAGCAGGUACCGUUGGUUGCCAUGUACACAUCCUAUUAUCCCGUGACGCAGACGUUGCCAAGCGGGAAGACGGUUCAGGAAGGCACGCAGGCACAAUCAAUUGCCUAUAGUCUGGACGAAGGCAAGACAUGGACCACAGAUGAUGCUCAUAACCCAGUCAUCCCUCUCCCACCUCCCCAGUACGCGGACCAAUUCAAAGACUUCCGUGAUCCUUACGUAUUCUGGCAUGACGACACCAACAAGUGGGUCUCUGUGAUGACUCUGUCCGCUCUUCACAAGCUGCUGAUCUACACCUCGUCCAACCUCAAAGACUGGACUCUGGUGAGUGAAUUCGGCCCAGUCAACGCCGUCGGUGGCGUUUGGGAGUGCCCCAGCAUCUUUCCGCUCAAGGUCGAUGGUCAGAAGAAGAACACCAAGUGGGUUGCCCAGAUUGGUCUCAACCCUGGUGGUCCUCCUGGUACGAUCGGUUCGGGUACCCAGUACGUCGUGGGCAGCUUUGAUGGAAAGAAGUUCACGGCAGACGCCAAUAGCAUCUACCCCGCCCCAACCGCUCCAAGCGACAGCGUGUUCUUUCAGGACUUUGAAGGCGACGGCACCUUUGCUCAGUUGGGCUGGAACGCUACAGGAGAUCUUGCCAGUGCUAGCCCAGCAGCUGGAGCCAUUGGUGGACAGCAGACGGUUACUGGCUAUCGCGGAAACCGCUUUGUGAACACCUUUAUCAACGGCGACGCCACUACUGGAACACUCACAUCGCCAACUUUCAAGAUCUCCCUCAAAUACAUCAACUUCCUCAUAGGUGGUGGGUACAACCCAGGUAAGACUGCUAUCAACCUGAAGAUCAACAGCCAAAUCGUGCGCACUGCUACCGGUCAGAACGCCGAAGCCCUCACAUGGAGUGGAUGGGACGUCAGUGCCUACGUCGGCCAAAAUGCCAACAUCGAAAUCGUUGACUCCCUCACCGGCGGCUGGGGCCAUAUCAAUGUCGAUGCCAUUUCCUUCUCGAACACGCAGGCCUCCGCUCAAAAAGCCAACUGGGUAGAUUACGGCCCGGAUUUUUAUGCAGCUAUCCCGUACAAUGGACUUCCAGAGGACGAGCGAAUCGACAUUGCCUGGAUGAACAACUGGCAAUACGGCAACCUCAUACCCACCAGCCCCUGGCGCAGCGCCAUGUCGAUUCCCCGCAAGCUGUCUCUCAAAACCGUCGGGGGAAAAGCCACCCUGAUACAAGAACCAGCAGCGAAACUUGCUCAAUCCAGCCAGUUCUCCCGUUCUUGGGGCAGGCUGCCCGAGGGCAACACCACGCUCGGUUUCUCCGGCAAGGCUCUCGACAUCACGCUUUCCUUUUCCGACCGCUCCCCCGCAGCUUCAAAAGCACCGCAAGUCGGCAUCGUGGUCCGCGCCUCAUCCGAUUUCUCCCAGCAGACCCGCGUCGGAUACGACUUCACUACCAAGCAAGUCUCCGUCGACAGGUCCAGGUCCGGCACCGUUGACUUCGAGGCUACAUUUGCAUCUACCUUCUACGCACCGCUUGCUGCUGGCAAAGAUGGCAAGGUUAACCUGCGUAUCCUCGUCGAUUGGUCGUCGGUCGAGGUCUUCGGCGGCGACGGUGAGGUUGCUCUGACGGCCCAGAUUUUCCUCGAUGACGGCGCGGUCAGUGCCCAGUUGUACUCGAUUGAUGGGGAUACGAGGAACGUUGCUGUCAGCGCGAGGAGUCUCGAGUCGACUUGGGUUUAGAGAGUAGUGGUGUGAUUAGACGGGAGGAAUAGUUGACAGGCUUGACGCAAAUGUGUCUUCACGCAAAUGUGUCUUCAUUCUAAAUGGAUUUGUUAUCUGAUUCCGACACCCUCCUUUAUCAGCUCGAGCAGGCUUACCAGUACUCCAUUGGCAGCGGUCGUUGUACAGCUUCGUGCUCCCUAUAGACUGCUGAAGCUCAACGUCUCUAUGGCGG